AUGACUACGUUGUUAGAGGGCCUCAUCGUCUCCGUGGGCUCUGGUGCUUCCCCUCCCGCCGACGAGACAGAGGAUCUCCAUGGUGCGUUGGUGCUCCCUGGACUGCACGACUCGCACAUUCACGUCGCGAUGUUGGGGGAGAGCGCCGAGUGGCUCGAUCUUUCGGGUUGUACGUCCUACGAGGAGUUCGCAGAGCGCCUUAAGAAAUAUGACGCCCAAUACCCGGACAAGGCCUGGGUCGUGGGCAUCGGCUGGGCCCAAGACGAGCUCUCCAGCGACGCUCGAUACCCAAGUCGACACGACAUUGACGCCGUGAUCAGGGACCGACCCGUAAUUCUACAUCGCGCGUGCUGGCACAUCGCAGUGGUGAAUACAAAGGCGCUCGAGAUUGCAGGAGUGGACGUGAACGCUAAGAAUCAUGACUUGGAAAUGUCGUCUUGA
Phytophthora nicotianae INRA-310 is the source of this 441-nucleotide messenger RNA. RefSeq lists its product as hypothetical. The transcript is spliced from 2 exons. Gene Ontology annotation, molecular function: hydrolase activity, acting on carbon-nitrogen (but not peptide) bonds. Lineage: Eukaryota; Oomycota; Peronosporomycetes; Peronosporales; Peronosporaceae. The coding region runs from base 1 to 441 and encodes 146 amino acids. The record is from RefSeq and is a predicted model, not a curated record.